UUCUAGGCCAGCUUUCAGUGCCAGAAGAGAAGGCAGCAGAAUUACUUUUGGAUAUUGAAUCUGUAAUUACCUUUUAUUGUAAAUCACGUAACAUUAAAUAUAGCAUGUCCCUUAGCUGGAUACAUCUACUCAAACCACUGGUGCGUCUUCAACUGCCACGCAGCGAUUUAUACAACUGCUUUUAUGCUAUCAUGAAUAAGUACAUACCCAGGGAUUGUUCCCUGAAGGGGAGACCCUUUCAUCUUUUCCGAUUACUCAUCCAAUACCAUGAGCCUGAGCUUUGUUCAUUCCUUGAUACAAAGAAAAUUACUCCAGACUCCUAUGCACUCAACUGGCUUGGAAGCCUUUUUGCAUGUUACUGUUCCAUUGAAGUCACUGAGGCGUUAUGGGAUGGAUAUCUACAACAAGCAGAUCCAUUUUUUAUUUAUUUUUUAAUGUUAAUAAUCCUUGUUAAUGCAAAAGAAGUUAUUUUAGCACAAGAGUCUGACAGCAAAGAAGAAGUUAUCCAGUUCUUGGAAAACACUCCAUCCAGUUUGAAUCUAGAAGAUAUAGAAGACCUUUUCUCUCUGGCUCAGUAUUAUUGCAGUAAAACACCAGCUUCAUUUAGAAAGGAUAAUCACCAUCUAUUUGGUAGUACUUUGUUGGGAAUUAAGGAUGAUGAAGCAGAUCUGAGUCAGGCUCUUUGUCUGGCAAUCUCGGUCUCAGAGAUCCUUCAAGCAAAUCAGCUGCAGGGGGAAGGAGUCCGGUUCUUUGUGGUGGAUUGCCGUCCUGCAGAACAGUAUAAUGCUGGGCAUUUAUCAACUGCUUUCCACUUAGAUUCAGAUCUGAUGCUCCAGAAUCCAUCUGAAUUUGCACAGUCAGUAAAGUCCUUGCUGGAAGCACAGAAGCAGUCCAUUGAGUCUGGCUCCAUCGCUGGUGGGGAACACCUCUGUUUCAUGGGCAGUGGCAGAGAGGAAGAAGACAUGUAUAUGAACAUGGUCCUGGCACACUUCUUACAGAAAAACAAAGAAUAUGUGAGCAUUGCCAGUGGAGGAUUUAUGGCAUUGCAGCAGCACUUAGCAGAUAUUAAUGUGGAUGGACCAGAAAAUGGAUAUGGCCAUUGGAUUGCUAGUACCUCAGGCUCAAGGAGCAGUAUCAGUUCUUCUGUUGAUAAAUUUCCAGUCACCCCUACCUUCAGCAACUACCACCCUGAGCAGCCAUCAGCAUCAAAGCAAGACUACCAACAAAAAGAUUACAACUCACUGAAGGCUCAGAUGAUGGGAGAAUCUUCUAAUGGCUUAAAUGAUAGAGGAAUGAAAUCACUAGUAAAUAAAAUGACUAUUGCUUUGAAGACAAAAUCCGUUAAUGUCAGGGAAAAAGUUAUCAGUUUUAUUGAGAAUACAUCAGCUCCUGUGGAUCGAAUGUCUUUCAAUCUUCCUUGGCCAGACAGAACAUGUACAGAGCGUCAUGUGAGCAGCAGUGACAGAGUGGGCAAGCCUUACCGUGGUGUGAAACCUGUGUUCAGCAUUGGGGAUGAAGAAGAAUACGACACAGAUGAAAUUGACAGUUCUUCCAUGUCAGAUGAUGAUAGAAAAGAGGUUGUAAACAUUCAGACUUGGAUAAACAAGCCAGACAUCAAGCAUCAUUUUCCUUGUAAAGAAGUGAAAGAAAAUGGACACAUGUUUCCUAGUCAUCUGUUGGUUACUGCAACACAUAUGUACUGUUUAAGGGAGAUUCUUUCACGGAAAGGAUUGGCUUAUAUACAGUCUCGACAAGCACUAAAUUCUGUGGUUAAAAUUACAUCCAAAAAGAAACACCCUGACCUAAUUACCUUCAAGUAUGGAAACAGCAGUGCUUCGGGAAUAGAAAUCUUGGCAAUUGAAAGUCAUCUGUGUUUUAGCCGUCAGCACAUGAUUUUAGUAUUUGAUUCCAAAUGCAGGAGAUGCUACCAAAGCCAUAAAACAACAGAUCAUGAAAGUGUUGGAUGCUUUGGAAAGUUAAUAUAAAAGAAAAGUAUUUCAAAAGAAAUUAAGGCAACCAAGAGAAACAUGGACAUUUUCCUGACUGAAUACUAACUGGAGACCUUUCAUUUGCUCAUGGGGAUAUUUGAAUAGCAGUCUUAAAAGUUUCAAUUAUUAUAAUUAAUCUCUGGACAGUUAAUUUUUAAAUUUUUUUCUUUUGCAUUUUUGGCUUUGUAAAAUGAUUCAUUAUAAAAGUCAGUUAUUAAGUGACUUUGAAGUAACUAACCCUGUGCCCUUAUGAAGUAAGGGAGCAGAAUGCAGUUCUGUUUUGAAGAGCUGUUUUAAGGGAACAUGCAUCACUUUCAGAUUUAAAAACAACCAUACACAUAUAUAUAUAUUUGCAAUGUCUUCACUGAAAACUAGAGAUAGAAUUAGUUGAAGAGAGCCUGUUAAUUGCUACAUUUGUUUUUACCCACUGAGCAAUAUCAGUAACUAAAAAUAUUACAUAUCUUAAUAAUUAGCUUGCCGUUUCUGAUCUUAAAAAGAGUGUUAUCUUUUUAAUGAAAUGGAUAAAGAUUCCAGCCAACUCAGAAAUUCAGUCCAGGUAAUGAAAUGUUGAAACAUCAGUUUCCAAACAUCUUUGCACCAUUAGCUAAUAAUUUGAACACGAGUGCUUCAGAUACUAAACAUCAUCCUAACGGUUUCAAUGGAGCAGUUAAAAGCAAUAUAUAUAAGUAGGUAGGCAUGUUAAGAUUACAGUUAACAUUUUGAGGACAGAAUUGUAUCUGUAAAAAUGUCAUUGGUCUUUAUUACAAAUGCAAUAUUUGAUUUAGGGUAUUUAAGACAGGUGUUGAGCACACACUGAUUUAUCCUCAGUGAGAUUAUGGUCUGUGACCACAAAUAUCCACUUAAAUAAAAGCCAAAUAAUCAGAGAGCUGUAUAAACUAUAGUUGUUUUUAUCAUCACUUUCUGAAAUUUCUCUUCUUUGGUUUUUGUCUUGUCUUAUUAAAAUUCCAGUGGUUUGAAACUAUUUUUAUUCUCUUAAUAUGACAAAACUGUAAAGUGAUCUGCUUUAUUUCGCAGCUUCCUCAACUUAAUUUAUUGAGAGGUUCAUAUUAGACAUGUUAGGUAAGAGAAAUCCAAGAACACAUUUGAGGAUGUGGAAUGACUUCUUGUAAAAUCUGUUUGGGAAGUAGCAAAUCCUUAUAAUCUUCAUGUUUUAAAGUGUAAUGGAUUAUCUCUAAGGGGUUGAUAGGAGAGAUAUUUAGACAUAUCCGGUUUGCAGAUGGUAAUUUUAAUUUACUUCAUGGAAAUCAAGUGAAUAAAAGGCAGCAUAGGUCAUGGUAUUUUGAUAUUUUAUUCUCAUAUUUAAAUAAAAAGUUUACUUGAGUGGUUGAAGACAUUUGCAUGAAAUUGCUCCUGGUGCAAUAAUUGAUAUUUAUAACUCUCUCCACAACUGUUAUGUUGCAUUUUUUUCUUUUCUUGGCACCUCCUUUAGAAAUGUCCUGAAGUCUCAUCCCCCACCCCAUUUCGGUUAUAGAACUUUUUACAUAAUAUUAAUGUAAAGAUGUUUGUGUUAAUGUUUAUAAAUUACAAUUGUAAAUAAACCAAUACAGUUUAUGCAAAA
Molecule: messenger RNA, 3567 nt
Organism: Myotis lucifugus (little brown bat)
Lineage: Eukaryota; Metazoa; Chordata; Mammalia; Chiroptera; Vespertilionidae
Gene: TBC1D23
Product: TBC1 domain family member 23
Exons: 18
Coding region: 105-1985 (626 amino acids)
Biological process (GO): retrograde transport, endosome to Golgi; embryonic brain development
Cellular component (GO): trans-Golgi network
Source: RefSeq, a predicted model, not a curated record